AUGGCUGGGAGAGUAGCCAUGAUCACUGGCGCUGCCGGGGGGAUCGGCAAGGCGGCGGCGCAUAAACUUGCUAGUCGGGGUGUGUCGGUUGUCAUCGUGGACAUGAAUGAGAAAGAAGGAGUCAAAGUGGCCGACGAGGUGGCGAAGAAGUGGAAUGUCCGGGCCAAGUUUCUCAAAGUCGAUAUCACCCAGGAAUCAGAGGUGAAAGAUGCCAUCAAGUCAACCUUGGAGUGGACGGGUCGUCUCGAUUAUGCUGCCAAUUGUGCCGGGAUAUGCGAGUCGAUUUGGGCCGAGGAAGAGAGCAUCACGACAGAGCUGUUUGAGAGAACACAUGCCAUCAACACUCGAGGCCUCUGGCUAAGCCAAAAGUACCAGGCCUUGCAGAUGAAGACACAAGAGCCGCGACCGGUCUCCUUUUCUCCGAACUGUGCCCAUCCGAUCCCUGGACAACGAGGUGUAAUCGCCAACGUCGUUUCUAUCUCAGGUCUUCAGGCGGCAGGACUGGCAGCGUAUACGCCCUCCAAGUAUGCCGCCGUUGGGAUCACCAAGAAUGGAGCCAAGUUUUACGGCCCAGAAGGCAUUCGUGUCAACGCUCUGUGUCCUGGAUGGACAUUGACCUCUAUGGUCGAACACAGCAUGGGCAAAGAAGGGACUAUUGGUACUCAGGAGAACAAAGACUCUGCAGUGAGCAAGCAGAUUGCCUUGAGGAGGAUGGCCUUUGCAGAGGAACAGGCGAACGUGUUAGGUUUUCUGCUGAGUGAUGAGAGCUCUUAUAUGAACGGAAGUCUGAUCGUCAAUGAUGGCGGCUUCCAUGAUAUUCGAUAG
Molecule: messenger RNA, 825 nt
Organism: Exophiala spinifera
Lineage: Eukaryota; Fungi; Ascomycota; Eurotiomycetes; Chaetothyriales; Herpotrichiellaceae
Exons: 2
Coding region: 1-825 (274 amino acids)
Source: RefSeq, a predicted model, not a curated record